Messenger RNA from Coregonus sp. 'balchen', 7782 nucleotides. The record is from the annotation of a GenBank genome assembly. Lineage: Eukaryota; Metazoa; Chordata; Actinopteri; Salmoniformes; Salmonidae.
UCUGUCUCUCCCUGUCUCUCUCUUCUCUUUCUCUCUGGUCCUUUAAGCCUGGUGCAUCACAGGAGCUAUCCAGUGCUGAACCAAAUAAUUUUAUUGUAUUUUUUGGAAAGCUGGGGGAGCCAUAGAGUAACACACAGCAUUGUUUACCAACGUUGUUCUCCACUGGUUUCCAUUUUCUUUCCAUCUCUUCUGUUUUUUAGAGGUUGCCUUUUCGUUUAACACAAGGAUUACUACUACUGUCAGCUAGCUCCAGCUCUGCCUGUUUGCUGAUUUCUUUGGGGGUAUUUUCUUUUCUCUUAAUGCGUGAUUCUCAGCUCUGUGUGUUUUUUAUUCUUUGAAACAUGCCCCGUUCGUUUUUGGUGAAGAAAAUCAAGCUUGAUGAUUUCUCUAAUCACCAUCACCACCUGGACGACUCGUUCACUCCUUUCACACGCUCCCUCACUGACUCUGUGACCAGUUUGGGUGUUCGUCUCAGUGAGAAUGGUGAGUUUGCAUGCCUCUGCACAGCACAGCACACAGCACAUUCGCGUCCUGCCUGCCGUUGUCUAGGGUGUGCUACUGUAGCACCACUGCUCCCUUUGGAGAACCAGGUUCAGUUGUUGAUUCCAGAAUAAGAAUGCCCCAUGACAUCAAUACAGUAAACACAGUUGGAAUUAUCUUUUGAUUGUGUAUUUGUAAGUGGUUCUUCAUCCAUUGACAUGCCUGUUGUCUGCAUAAAUUAAUAACAGACGUUACAUAAAUCCGGCUGAUUUUGCAUCCGUAUCCCAAAUAAUCCUCUCCAGCACCCCCUGCCCACCCCCAUCCUGCUCCCAGACUUUUGUUUUUUGACUCUGAUGAUAGGCAGACACAAUUCAGGUCACAGCAGAGGAUCGGCUUAUGCAAAUGGUGGAGCAAAACGUGCUUCUUGCAUUUAGACAUGUGUUCCUAUGAAUUUGUAUUACGUGCACAAAUUAAGGUGUGCUUGAAUCAUGCAGGCUGUCACUUUCCAGUCUUUGUGCGAUCUGAGAAAUGUAUGAAAAUGAAAGAUAAGUGCUGGAUGAUACAUUUGUCCUUAGCUGUUAUUGUCCUUGAGUCUCCUCCUUCCGGGCGUUUGAAAACUAGCAGGGGUGGAGUUUCAUCCAUGCAGGCCUAUCGCCGCCACAAGAGACAUCAACGCACUGUACAGUACUGCCGGGGGAGGUGGGUUAGCUGGGGUAGAGGGGGAGCGAGGAGGAGAGAGAGAGAGAAGGAGGAAAAAGGAGGAAAAAUGCUUCGGGCAGCAUUGACGUGGGGCCACGUGACUAGGGGUAUACAGUUAACAUAGAAGAAAGGGUCCAUAGCUGCACAGUGGGCAACAGUAGGACUGGGCCGCAUGCUAAGCCCCUGUCCAGUCAAAGCUAGAGAGAGACGUCCUUCACUUUCAGUCAGUCAGGUUUAAGCUCGCUCCCAUUUUGUGGCCAUAUUUAGGAUGCCAGAUGUCUGUCUGUCUCUCUUUGUUAUUUUGUCUUGGCAAUAAGCAGAUAGCUUUACAGUUCAGAUCAACCUGUGAACGUAAAAUGAUCACUUGUUAUUCAGUCACAUCACAUAAUGCUAUUAUCCAGUGAUUUUAGAUUAGCAGCAGCAGCAACCAAGAACAAAAACACAUGUUUGAACAGUGUUGUUGUUAUUAACAAAUUAUGGCUAGUGAAUGGUCAGUUUAACUAAAUAUAUAUAUUUUUACAAUAGAGUAUGAGGAUAAAUUAACUUCUGUUUUAUUUACAUUUUAUAAACACAAAUGCAGUUACGAUAAAGUUAUGGAAUCAGAUUCAUUGCAAAAAACAUGACUUCUUUGCAUAAAUUAUGUGGUUGAAAUGUAAAUCCUUAAUAAAGAUGUUAGUCUCAGUCUCUGUUGUUCUGUCAUUGAUAAACACUAUUCCUCUUCCUUUGAGAAAGAAAUAAGCAUUUUGAUGGGGGAAAAAAUUAUAUAUUAUGGAUUAUUGCAUUAGUACCAACACUACCAUUGUAUGCAGACAAAAUAACCCUUCUUGUCUGCUCAAUGAAAUCCCAGAGAAAUCACAACAUUGUUGAAACGCCUGGCGUCAGCGCUUUCCCCAUUGUGGAGACAUUUGACUUGAAGUGUCUGUCGAACAACAAAGAAGGAGGGUGGGAGAGUGAGUCCAUUAAUAACAUGCUUGAUUUGCAUUAGAGGAAUGAGUCGCUGUACUGCAAAGGUUAAUACAGCAUUAGUUCAGCCACAAAAAUGAACUCUCUGUCUGACCUUAAGUAAUUUAAACCUGUUACACAUGUGCAAUUAAUCAGGGGAAUAAAAAACAAGAUGUCUAUGUGUUUCAAUAACAAUCUGUUGCUGUAUACAGUAUGUUUGGCUAUUUUCCUCUGCUCUCUUUACGGUACUGCAUAUUCAGUGAGAUAGUGUUUCAUUUUAGAUGUUAGAAGAAAAAGAAACAAGGUAUUAUUAAACUUGAAAUAGCCUAUGAAGUAAGAAUGACUAUUACCUUUAGAAGUUAUAUCAGGAGAGGAAGAAAUAUCAUGAGUUGUUAUCUAUAUAGGCUAGUCAACAAAAGGUUGGUGCUUUUGACCAAAUAGCACCCUUGCCUUCCUAUAAGAUCCCAGUCUCCCAGUCCUAUAGCAUCAUGGUAAUGACUUUGACAAGGAAUGGUCUCUGAGUGGGAACCCUUGGGAAUGGAGACAGCAUUCUAAGAGAGCACUUAAAAAUUGAUUUUCUAAUGAGCUGAUUCCUGAAUGCACUUCAGCGAGCUUUAACACUACAGCCACUUUGUUCUGCUGGUAAUCCUGUGUAUCACGUUUCAGCUUAACCUUUCCAUCACUCAACCAUGUUCAGUAGGCUAUCGUUGUGUAGUCCUCUCCAAUCACUUUAUUCUGUGCCCUGGCCUGCAUUAUUUCAAUCUUAUAUCCCCACACGCAGUGUGUUCCAACAGCUGUACUAUUUUACAGAUGAUGGCCUAUUGAUCAGCAAGAAACUUUGAAGUUCAUUAAAAAACAGUAAAUAGUUCAUUUCCACCGCUUGCGACACACAAUGCUUAGGAAUCUGCCUUUUCUUCUUCAGUUAUGCAAUAUUUCUCCCAGGGCAGGAUUCACACCACAUAUUGGAAAUGGAAUCAUAUGUUUGUCCUAUAUGUUAGUAAGCUAUUGAAGUGGAACAUGUUUAGAUAAAUGCAUACAAGUGUGUAGAUGUACUGGACUAACGUUAGUAAAUAUUCAGUGUUGUUUAGCUCCACUUAGCUGCAUGCCAGGAAACCUUUUAGCUCCACUUGGCUGCCUCACAAUAUAGGGAUACAUUAAAUAUUGUCUAGACAAUAAAAUGGCCUGUCUGUAAUGUAACAUAAGUCAAUAAUCCAGUGAGACAAAUUGGAAAUAUCCUGGAAGUGCUAUUCUGUUGAGAGAAAGGAAUUUAUAUGGUGGUAGCCAAGCUACUAGAAAGAAAGAGCCAAGCUACUGCAAAAUAAUAAAGCACUCAAAAACAAUUGAAGUGCUUUCUAGUAUUUUUUCAAAAUGUGUUUUUCAGUUUUAAUGGCCUCUCCUGAUGAUUUAUCAUCCCAAAAUACUGUAUCCCCUGGACAGUCACCCCAGACCAUAGACAGUGUGUGCUGUCUGAUGGUUCAGAGUGUUCAGGCUUAAUUGGGCAAACAAAACAAAGAUAUAGACCUUCAGUCACAGAGGAUUGACAUACAGUACCUUAGAGUGAGGAAGUCACUGGGUGAAAGAAAGGGUGACUAAUCAAUGAGACCACUUCAAGUAAUAAGAGGGGCCUUCUUUCAUAGGUGUCUAUAAUUAGCAAUUAUCUGUGUUUAGCAGCCACCACUCAUCUUUGCUGUAACUGUGUAAUAAAGGUGAAUGCUGUGAGUAGUGCUCUGCAGCAGCAUCACAGGCCUGUGGUAAAUACUGUGUGAUUUGGGGAGAUUGCAAUUUGUUUUGUAUGUGUGUAUGCUACUGUUUAAUAAUUUACAAGAGGCAAUCAUCCAUGAUAAUCAUAUAAUCACAAUGCACUUAUCCACCACCACAACGCCCGGCCUACUGUAGACUAACUGUCACUGUCACUGUCUCUGUGUGUGUGUGUGUUUUGCCUUACUGUAACUAUUAUUGUGUGUUUUCUCCAGGCUACAUCCAGGAUUACAUCACGCCAUCUAUAUGUCAGGGGGAGAAGAAGAUGGAGCUCAAGAUGGCGUCGCCCGUCUCUGACCCUCUGUACACCCAGGUGAGCAGCAGGGGUGAGGAGUACUGUGACCCUGACCUGGAGCACCCCGACAGCCCCCAGUCCGGCAUGACGGACAGCGGCUUCUACAGUGGCGAGGCGGAGGCCCUGACCGAGGGCUACACAAUGGAUGCCUUUUUCAUCUCCGACGGGCGCUCGCGGCGGAAGGGAGACGGUGACGGCCGUAAGGGAGGUCGUUCUGGCGCUUCCAAUGCCGAUGCCACAGAGGACAGGGAGGCAGGGGCCGCUGGCACAGCCCGCCACACUUGCAACGUGUGCGGCAAGACGUACGCCACCUCGUCCAACCUCAGCAGGCACAAACAGACACACCGUAGCUUGGAUAGCAAGAUGGCGCGCCAGUGUCCCACCUGCGACAAAGUGUAUGUGUCCAUGCCGGCGCUGGCAAUGCACAUCCUCACCCACAACCUCAAGCACAAGUGUGACGUGUGCAGCAAGGCCUUCAGCCGGCCCUGGCUCCUGCAGGGCCACAUGCGCUCGCACACCGGGGAGAAACCGUUCGCCUGCGCCCACUGCGGCAAAGCCUUUGCUGACCGCUCAAACCUCCGCGCCCACAUGCAAACCCACUCUGCCUUCAAGCACUACCGAUGCAAGCGCUGCAAUAAGACCUUCGCCCUCAAGUCCUACCUGAACAAGCACUAUGAAUCAGCCUGCUUCAAGGGUUCCGGGGACGAAGAUGAUGACGAGUCCUGCUCUGAGAACUAGCUGCCGGAACUAGAAGGACGGAAGCAGAAUUUGGAACCCUAUAUUGUAGGUUCUGCAACCAAUAACCCCCUUCACUCUGCCCUCCAUGCCUUUUUCUUCCUUUUUUUAGAAAGCAAUAUUUUCACUGAGAUUAUGUGAAGAAAACUGUUAUGAUUAUGGCAAAGACAAUUUCAAAAGAUGCUGGAUUCCCCCUCUCCCCCGCACAGUAGCUAAUCAUCCACAGAUACAUACAAUCAAAAGACCCAUCCUCCAAAUAAAGACUCUAGUUUUUAGCUCACUCACAAACACGCUCACACACACGCACACAACAUUAUAUAUGAGGCCUGGCAUGUGAAUUUUUAUCAAUGACUAUAAUGAUAUUGAUAUCAAUAGUAAUAUUUAGAUUCCUGAUAUUUUAUAGCAAAAAGUACAGGGAAAAUGACGAAGAAAAAAAACAUUAAAAAAGGACUGUAACAGUUUUCUUUUGUUGUUUAUUGACAAAAAUGACCUCUUUUAUUUCUAUGCUGCUUUUUAUUUGCUAAGAAUUGAAUUAUUUUGCAACUGCCAACAUUCAGUUUUUAUGAAAAUGUGUACUUUGACAGUAUUUGCAAAAGAGGGAAAUCAUUUUAAAGUUAAAAAAAGUACCCUUUUUGUCACACAUAUGUUUUUAAUUCAAUGGGUGUUAUUUUUCUAUUGUCUGACUGAAUUUGUUAUACAUUUUGGUGCCAAUUCUUCCUUGAUUUUUAAAAGCAAAGCAUCUUUGUAACUGUGGGUAUUCAGAAAACUUCCAGCAAAACUCAUUGAACAAACCUUAAGGCAAACUACAUCAGCUGAGUACAAUAGGAUCAUGAACUAGCGGUCAUUGUCAGUUCCAUCAGAGCAGUUGUUUUGAGUUCUUAUGGAGACCUGUUGAACAGGUUGUGGUAUCACAAGAUACCGGUGGCACUCAAAGUACAAUCUCUUCAUCAUACUGGUAACUACAGUAUACCAAUAACAACAAUGGGAGCCAAACCAAAUGUACCGAUCAGUUGUUAUAGGUGCCAUGUGCAUUGUGCAGUGACCUGUCUAUAGCAAUGGAAACCAUCCCUGUUCUUCCUCCACCGCGGUGGCUUGCAUGAACUUUGCCACUCUGUGCUGUUUCCCUCAGUCGUAAUAAGCAAUGUUCAUUACACGCUCUGAGGUGCUCUCCCUCUCCUUUUACUGGUAUUACCUCAAAAAGGAAAAGGUAUGAUCUCACCACAUGCACCCUCAGUUACAAAGGAAUGUUUGUAUUUUAUUUUAAAUAUGUUGCUGAAAGUUCUUUCUACCAUUAGAUGUAUAGCAUCCCACUACCUUGUAAAUUGUGUAUUUAUUGAUCUAUUUAUGUAAGUAUUUAUUUAUUUGUCAAUUUAUCUAUGUAUUUGUUAUUUAUAUGUUUCUAAAUGUAUUCAUCUAUUAAUUUAUUAAUUUAUGCCAUUACAGUAUUUGUCUAUUCAUGUGUUGAAAUAUGACUUUCCAUUGACCUUGUAAGAUGCUGCUGAUCUUCAAAGAAAAUGUUUAUAUGCAUGAAACUGUAGAGAGUCCAUGGGACUUCGUUUUUUAAAGAGGAACAAUGUCUAGUAUCAGCCAUAACUUCAAACAAAUGAUGAAUGCAGAUUAUAUUUGUUUCACAGCAAUAAUAACUUCACUGGUACAGCAAUUGACAUGUAUAAUAAUAAUCAAAGCUGUCCUGUUUGCAGUCGAAUUUAGGGCAAUAAAAUGAAACAGAUGAAGAAGAAAUGUUAAGAAAUCCUCCAUCUUGUUGUUUCCCAAAGUAGAGUUCACUCAACUGCCUCCCUCUACAUAUUGGCUGAAGAUUGACCCUUGAAGGGUUCAUGAUCAUAAUGUCAUGCAAUACUGUCCAAAGAUAGCAAACCUUACUAUUAUGCUUUAUUAGAUAUCCCAUGAAAUCAUUUCCCACAUAGAACAUCAAACACUUCCUUAUUCAACCCUCUGAAUAAGAUAGGGGGAAUCAGUUAUUUUUUAAACAGACACACAUUCUAUUCUACCAGCUGUCUCCUCUUCCACAACUCACAGAGCUGUAUUCCAGAAUCCUGACAGGAUGAGUUAGUUGGAAGGAGGACUGAGGAGCCCUAAUCAUCAUGCCAGAGGAGAUAAUGGCAAUGGGAAGGCUUUUUCCCCAAGUGGAUUAACAAGGCGAUAAUAAUAGCAAUGCAGUAAUUAUAAAACAGUGUCGACAGCAAUUGCUCUCCUGAUUACCCUGCCAGAGCUUUGCUGCAAGCGACUAAAGCCAUGCAAAAGGGAAAAGUCGUGAAUCGAGAGAUUGGCAGAUUUAUCUGUAAGAUAGUGUUUUCACUCCUUAUAACGUAGACUGAGAGAGCUUUGGAUAGGUUUAUAUAGUCUGGUUUAACAGUGAAAGGGGAAUAUGCACUGAAAAGACCUUAGAAGUUAAAUGAAAAUGUGAAUGUUUUCCAAAAUCUCCCACAGUAUAUAGGAAAAUGUAAAACAACACUUCCCAUAACAGAAAAUUGCCACUUGGUUGGAAGGCUGAAAACAACCGGUGUAAGGCAGGGUGAUGCAGAGUGCUUUCCAUUUAGGACAUCUGUGAUGAUAGGGAUUUUUUUUACAAUCACGGUUGCUUCCAAUAUUAAGCUGUUUGGCAGAUCACUCUACAUUGAAACCAUGUGUUUUUUUAGGAUUAGAGGUUUGAAAUGAUGAGGUGUCUAUCGGCAAGAUAAUGAUAUGUAUUAAAAAUAUGUCAUUAUAAUUAAUGUGUCAAUAAAUGGAUAUUCUUCCAUCAAUUGACAAGAGAAGGUUUUAUUCAAAUUCCUUUUUCAUGUAAAUCUCUUCAUGACACAAAGACUGAUGUUAUUGUCGUAAAAUAAUAAUAGACCAUCCUUACCCUCUCACCU